Molecule: messenger RNA, 3701 nt
Organism: Drosophila sulfurigaster albostrigata
Lineage: Eukaryota; Metazoa; Arthropoda; Insecta; Diptera; Drosophilidae
Gene: Syn2
Product: gamma-2-syntrophin
Exons: 10
Coding region: 1055-2599 (514 amino acids)
Cellular component (GO): intracellular anatomical structure; dystrophin-associated glycoprotein complex
Molecular function (GO): protein binding; structural molecule activity
Source: RefSeq, a predicted model, not a curated record
GUUCGCGAACAGCCUUUCAAAACGUUGUGCGCCAGCGGCGGAAGCGGAUGAGCAAUACAAAAUCCACCAAGUGGAUAUGUGAAGUGAAUGAAGCCAAAGAGAAAGAGAGCGAGCAAGGAGAACAGCAAAGGAAAACAGUGACAAAAAACCAACAAAAAAAAUGUUAGCAUACUUAUUCGAGUUUGUGCUGGUGGUCAAACGUUAGUUAGUUUUUGUGUUUUGCCUGCCUUUGGCAACGACAUCGAAAUUGCCAUUUAAUGAAUUCACAAUUGCAACAAUAACAUGCAAAAAUGUGACCCAAUUCCAAGUGCGAUUGUUGGGCGGAAAGGAAAAAUAUAACAACAAAAACAACAACUCGAUUAAGUCAAAUUGUAAAUGCAUUUGCAAUCUAAACCGAAUUUGUUCUGACAUGCGAUACAAGCAAUAAAAUCUACGGGGAAAAAAGUAGUUGCAAUAAUUAUAAACAAUUUGCAUAACGCUGUGUGAAACGUGAAGCGUUUUGACUUGUGAAUAGUGCGGCAAUUAAAUCGGAGCAUAUAUACUAUAUAGAAAUAUAUGUAACACUUCAGUUGAGCAGCAGCCCCAAAAAAAAAGAAAAAAGAAAAAAGUUUUCCUUUAACUGUGCUGCUCUUUUUGUGAGGCAGCAAACAGCACAGCUGAUUGUCAACGACGACGCGACGCAACGCAACGAGGGAGAGAGCGCGAGCUCAGCUCAUCGCUGCUCAGCUUUCAGCGAACAUGUUGGCUUGUUUGGUUUGAGCCUCAGCCACAGCCAGAGCCAGAGAGCCAGCAACUCCAGUACUUCGUAUAGGAAAGCAUAGCAUACCAUAACCACCCCCAAUCCGUAUUGCCUGCUGGCUAACGUAACGAGUUUCGAGACACGCACGCCAACAGCCAGAACAACUACAACAACAAGAACAACAAGAACAACGACAGAGUUCACGUCCACAUCAACAUCCACAUCCACGUAAUAUAGCCAUAAUCAAAGGUAGCCGUAGCCGUAGCCCAGGUCAACAGCUCGGGGGUGCACGCACGUGUGUGUGUCUGUGAAAAUAUGAAGCUCUCAGACACCAUGGCGACGCCGAUUGAGGAAAAACUCGAUCAAAACUUGAAGGUGCGCUCUGGCAUGGUACAUGUUAGCGAUGGCAAGAGCAGGCCAGAACCACUUAGACUUAACUUAACAAUGGAAUUGUUGACCUUGCAAAAGUUGGAAAUUGUUACGCCAACAAGCUCACAGCACAAUGGACCCCCGAUGGAAUCCAAGGAGCGUAUGGUGCAAAUAACGAGACAGAAGCAAGGCGGCCUUGGCCUCAGCAUAAAAGGUGGCGCUGAACAUAAAUUGCCCAUAUUAAUAUCGCGUAUCUACAAGGAUCAGGCGGCGGACAUCACCGGCCAACUGUUUGUGGGCGAUGCCAUCAUCAAGGUGAACGGUGAAUAUAUCACAGCCUGUCCACACGACGAUGCGGUCAACAUACUGCGCAAUGCCGGCGACAUUGUUGUCCUCACAGUGAAACAUUACCGCGCCGCAACGCCCUUCCUGCAGAAGCAACUAACAAAAGACACGCCCGACUCCGACAACGAUGUCACAUGUGCCGAGCUGAAGGCCGACGAAGGAUACAAGUCAUCCGUAAAUAGCGGCACCAUAAGUCGCAGCUGCAGUCGGCCAAUGUCAAUUUGCUCGGAGCCCGAGAAACGUUGGACUGAUGUGGUGGCUGUGCCGCUAAUGAUGGCCUAUGUCACACGUUACAUCUAUGGCACGGACAAGCUGCGUCCGAAUGCAUUCGAGGUGCGUGGUCUGAAUGGUGUCACCACCGGGGUCAUACACUGUGAUGAGCUGGCGAUACUUAGCCAGUGGUUAAAGCUAAUUACCGACAAUGUUGUGGGCCUUACACAUCUGCAGAUGAAACUUUACAAUCGCAAUUUCGCCGUGGGCGAACGCAUUGAGUACAUGGGCUGGGUCAAUGAGGGAGUUAUCAACAACAAUAUAUCAUGGCAGAGCUAUAAGCCUCGAUUUCUGCUGCUCAAAGGCACCGAAGUGAUGCUAUUCGAAACGCCUCCGCUGAAUGUGGCGGGUAUUAGCAAGGCUUUGGUGGUGUAUAAAGUUUAUCAAACAAUGUUUCGCAUUGUGAAGGAGUCGGAGACAGUGGAUAGCCGACAGCAUUGUUUUUUGUUGCAAAGUUCUGGACACGAGCCGCGUUAUUUGAGCGUGGAAACCCGCCAAGAGUUGCUGCGCAUCGAGAACAGUUGGAAUGCCGCAAUUGUGACCAGCGUAAUCAAAUUGGGCCGCAAGACCUUUGCCGUUUCGCAUCAUGGCAAAAGCGGUGGCUUGACACUUGACUGGCAGGCGGGAUUCUCGCUGACUGAGGGGGCCGACUCCGCUGUGGUCUGGCAGUAUAAGUUCUCACAGCUGCGCGGCUCCAGUGACGAUGGCAAAUCGAAAUUGAAGCUACAUUUCCAGGACAACGAGACGCGGGCAAUUGAGACAAAGGAAUUAGAGUGCCAGGUUCUGCAGAGUUUGCUAUUUUGUAUGCACGCGUUUCUCACCGCCAAAGUUGCUUCAGUGGAUCCGGCAUUUUUGAGCUCGAUACAGCAGACCUAAGCUAUCGAUAAUUGUCACCAUAGCGCUAUCGAUAAUCUGAAAAUCAAAAAUUAAAUAUAUAUUGUAAGCUUAAAGAAAACUAAACAAUUUGUAUUUCAAAAAUACAAUUGAGAUCAAUAUGUUUAAGAUACAAAAGUUUGCGAGUAAGCCAGUUAUAGAUACUAAGUAAUUGCAGUAACAAUUAGUUGAAUUUGAGUUACAUUUGAUAUAUGAAAUUAUUACAAAUAUAAAACAAGAUGAACAAAAAGAAAACGUAGAACGAAUGAUAUACUUAAAGUGAAAUCUCUUGGUGCAACACAGUAAAUUUAAGCGUGCUCUAGGCUUCUUUCCUAUAUUCAAAAGUAAAAAUUAGUUAAAAACGUUGUAAUUGUAAACAAUUGAGUACGAGUACUUAAAUAUAUCUUAUAUAUACAUACAUAUAUAUGACGAACAAUUAACAAUUAGCUAUUAGCAAUUAUAUUAGUAAUAUUUAUACUUAUUAUCAAACUUGGGCUUUACACAAUUACUAAAAACAAAUAACGAAAGCUGCAAAACAUCAACUGAUUCAACUGAUUAAUCGAAUUGAGUGAAAACUCUAGUUAUUUUGGUCAACUAAAAACAUUAUAAAUGGAAAUGGAAACCAUGUGCAUUAUAGUGAAAAUUUAAUUUUCAAUUUUAAUGAAAAUGCAAAUGAAAAUGAAAAUGCUAUUGUUAUUAUUGUAUUAUUACUAGAUAUUUAUUCUACAAAACUUUGCGCUUUUUCAAUUCAAUUCAAUUCAACCGAAUUAAAUCAAUUAUUUACUCAUUUAGUUUUAGGCAUUGUCAUUCGAAGCGCAUACAAAACAAAAACGAAAAAGUUCAAAUUACAUUAAACAUUCUCUCAUUAAUUUAGACUAAUCAAGUUACAUUUUAAACGACAAAUUUUAUCAUUGCACACACAUUGAAACAUUGAAAACAGCCACCGAAAUUCGCAUUCGCAAUUUACAUUCAUAUUUUAUUAGAUUUUACACCCACAUUAAAAGUCAGCCGAUAAUUUAAGUGAUUCUCCAUUGUAAAUAAACAAACCAACCAACAAAAAAGUAACCAAAACAUGAAACCAAAAAAACAGAAACAAAAACAAAAA